AUUGUUAAAAAGUUGAGAAUAUAUUAGAGCUCUAGUUUUUGUAAAUUUUAUUCCUGAGGAUCUUGAGAUUUAGCUAUCAGUGGAAAAGUCAUCUCUCUUUUUGUUUUUUGGUUAAUAAUAAGCAUGUGUACCCUGUGUUGAGAAUAUUUUUUUUGAAGAAGUAUAAAAGGAUUUUUUCUUCUUUUUUUGUAUACGUGUAUAUAUAUAUGUAAAGUCGACAUUGUAUUCUUGUUCCCUUUUGAUAGCUGAUGGAAAAUUCAAGUUUUAUUUGUUGAAUGUUUGACGUCUUGCGAUUCAUUCAAUGUUGAAUAGAAAUAGUCAACUAGUUUAUAAUUGCACCUCUUUAUAGUAAGUUCAUAAAAUCUCAGAUUAUGAAGGAGAAGAAAAUAGGAUUUACAGAAUUACCUAUAGGAAGGCAAAUACUAUCCAUAUUGAUAGAUAAUAACCUUCUUGAAGUCAUUCCGUCAGUGCAGAAUACCUAUGGCCUUCUCUGCUUUUUAUGCUUUCAUCCAGAUCGGAAUAGUGGUCAGCAGUUUUGGUUAUGCUUUGUGGUCCGGGACCCUCUAUUGAAUAUGAAUAUACUGAUGGAUGGAAGGUGUUGUCUUGUCAGGGUUUCAGCGUAGUUCUUCCUGAGAAAUUGCAGACAGGAAAAUGGAAUGUGUAUAGAUCUGCACGAUCUCCUCUGAAGCUUGUUACUAGAUUUCCUGAUCAUCCUGAAAUUGGGACAGUACACGAUAUCUUUGUAAAUUCGGUUCAAACCUUUCAGGAUUACAAAUAUUUGGGUUCACGCAUUCGUGUAGAUGGAACUGUUGGAGAGUACAAAUGGAUGACAUAUGGAGAGGCAGGGACUGCUCGGACUGCAAUUGGUUCUGGAUUUCACUAUUAUGGAUUACAACCGGGUGCUCGUGUGGGACUUUACUUCAUAAAUAGGCCUGAGUGGAUGAUUGUAGACCAUGCCUGUUCAGCAUAUUCAUAUACUUCAGUCCCUCUAUAUGACACUCUUGGUCCUGAUGCUGUUAAAUAUAUUGUCAAUCAUGCUGAUGUACAAGCCAUUUUUUGUGUGCCAACUACCUUGAACACGUUGUUGACCUUUUUAUCAGAGAUUCCAUCUGUACGUUUGAUUGUGGUAGUGGGUGGGAUAGAUGAACAUCUCCCAUCUCUUCCAUCUACAACAGGAAUGAAGCUCAUAUCGUACACAAGGCUUCUGAGCCAGGGCCGCAGCAGUAUGCAACCCUUUUGCCCUCCCAGGCCUGAAGACAUAGCUACGAUAUGCUAUACAAGCGGUACCACGGGGACACCAAAGGGUGUUGUAUUAUCCCAUGCGAACCUGGUAGCAAGUGUUGCAGGCAUGACCCUUGCAAUCAAGUUUUAUUCAUCUGACAUAUACAUAUCCUAUCUUCCCCUGGCGCACAUCUAUGAACGUGCCAACCAAAUUUCAGCGGCAUAUUUUGGUGUUGCUAUUGGAUUCUACCAGGGGGACAAUCUGAAAUUGAUGGAUGAUUUGGUGACACUUAGACCUACUGUAUUUAGCAGUGUUCCUCGUCUUUACAACAGGAUAUAUGCUGGGAUCACAAAUGCCGUACAAACUUCUGGUGUACUGAAGCAGAGACUAUUUCAUGCUGCCUACAACUCCAAGAAGCAGGCUGUGAUGAACGGUAGAAAGCCGUCACCAAUGUGGGAUAGGUUGGUGUUCAACAAAAUAAAGGACAAACUGGGGGGGCGAGUUCGUAUUCUGACCUCAGGUGCCUCACCACUGUCCCCUGACGUGAUGGAGUUCUUGAAAGUAUGUUUUGGCUGCCAAGUAAUUGAAGGGUAUGGCAUGACUGAGACUUCGUGUGUCAUAAGCACAAUGGAUGACACUGAUAACUUAACUGGUCAUGUUGGUUCUCCGAAUCCUGCAUGUGAGAUAAAGCUCGUGGAUGUUCCCGAAAUGAGUUACACAUCAGAGGAUCAACCUCAUCCUCGUGGAGAGAUUUGUGUUAGAGGCCCUAUAAUUUUUGAAGGCUAUUACAAAGAUGAAGUGCAGACGAAGGAGGUAAUUGACGAUGACGGUUGGCUGCAUACUGGUGAUAUUGGAUUAUGGUUACCUGGAGGCCGCUUGAAGAUUAUUGACAGGAAGAAAAAUAUCUUCAAGUUGGCGCAGGGUGAAUACAUUGCCCCUGAGAAAAUUGAGAACGUUUAUGCUAAAUGCAAAUUUAUUGCACAAUGCUUCGUCUAUGGUGAUAGCUUUAAUUCCUCUUUAGUAGCGGUAGUUUGUGUAGAGCCAGAUGUCUUGAAGGAAUGGGCAUCAUCUGAGGGAAUCAAGUAUGAAGAUUUGGGACAACUUUGCAAUGAUCCAAGAGCAAGGGCGGCAGUUCUUGCUGAGAUGGAUGCUGUCGGAAGGGAUGCUCAGUUGAGAGGUUUUGAAUUUGUAAAAGCUGUAACAUUGACUAUCGAGCCUUUCACAAUUGAAAAUGGUCUUCUUACUCCCACGUUCAAGGUUAAGAGACCGCAGGCGAAGGCUUAUUUCGCCAAAGCUAUAUCUGAUAUGUAUAAUGAGCUUUCUACAUCAGAUCCAGCAUCCCAGAAAGCACUAUGACCU
Messenger RNA from Capsicum annuum, 2581 nucleotides. Its product is annotated as long chain acyl-CoA synthetase 6, peroxisomal. Gene Ontology annotation, cellular component: endoplasmic reticulum; membrane. The transcript is spliced from 23 exons. Lineage: Eukaryota; Viridiplantae; Streptophyta; Magnoliopsida; Solanales; Solanaceae. The coding region runs from base 542 to 2578 and encodes 678 amino acids. The record is from RefSeq and is a predicted model, not a curated record. Gene Ontology annotation, molecular function: long-chain fatty acid-CoA ligase activity. Gene Ontology annotation, biological process: fatty acid metabolic process.